GUAUUAUCCACCAGAGGUCACCGACAGCGUUUGCACUAGACGAUAGACGUCGUCCUUUCGAUUUUAAAUGGCAAUAAAUCAAUUUUGUUUUGAUGUUUGCUUUAUUUUCCAGUUAAAAUAAACGUCUUCACUCGUCCGACUUUUUGGAUUUCACGUCGACCGUCAUUGGUGAUGCCGGGUCGUCAUUGCUAACAUAYCACGGCACAAGUACACCGGGGCCGGCCGGUUGUUUUUCCACCGUCAAAUUCACGUAAAAAGAUCAAUACAUGUUAAAACACAAAAAAGUUUCCGUGAAAAAAAUUUGCCCCGGUUGUGGCCUACAGUACCCUGUUGCUGUGAAAACUUGUACCAAAUGCAAGCAUUCGUUUUACCUGUCCAAAAAAGACAUCAYCCCCAAAGUCGCCCCAGCCAAGGUGGCAGCGGCGACGGUAGUGUCAGUCCAAGAAUCCAAAGAUGGUUCAACCGCUCCAACUACACGUUCAGACGGCCGCCGUAGGACUGAACGUGUACGCCGUGAAAAACCUAACUAUUACGACGCCUCUGCGUUCAUACGUAAGACUCGAAAACGUACUGAAAAACCAAAUGCAAAACCAAAAGAUAAUUUUCAAGGUCGCCGAGGUGUACAGAUAUCACAGCCUAAAAAAGGUGUGGCAUCUCUAAAACAAAAUUAUAAAACAAAAGUCGUGCAAGAUCCAGAAGAUAAAAUAUAUCAUACUAUCAUGAAGAAUGAAAAAGCAAAAGUAUGUGCUAUCAUUUUAUCUGAAUUGAAUGACAAGUUAUUGUUAACUUCUUGGAGGCCGUGAAGUAACUGAUUUCAAGACUUAUUACUUUUUAGUAAAUUUACCAUAAGACAUUAAAUAAAUUUCAUUUAAAAAAAUUUUAAUUAAAAUUUCAAGUGAGCUAUGUUUAUUUGAAAUAAUCAAAAUAUCAAAAUUAGAUUCUAACUUACACAUUUUUACCUGCAAUUUGAAAUUAUGAAUGAUUGAUUUAUAAAGUAAGUAAAUAUUUCUUCCUAAGAUACUUUUAUUGAAACAGGAACGUUAUGUUCCUAGUAAAUUUUUAUUAUUUAAUAUAUAUUUUUAAAUAAAAAUGUGCC
Molecule: messenger RNA, 1096 nt
Organism: Diuraphis noxia (Russian wheat aphid)
Lineage: Eukaryota; Metazoa; Arthropoda; Insecta; Hemiptera; Aphididae
Source: RefSeq, a predicted model, not a curated record